CUGCAAUUCUAUUGUGAAUAUUUGCAAAUAACAAAACAAAAUCAGCCGAAAGAAUUCAGCCAGUCCAAGUCUUAUUUCUAGAAAAUAAAAUGACGACAGAUGAAAGUAUUUUAGAAGAAAUGCUAGAGAGAGCGACUAAUCCUACCAAAGAUGAAAUUGACAAUAUGGCAGUGCAAAUGUUCUGCAUGAUAGUUAACAGCAAUAAAGGUUUACUGGUGAACAAAGCCCACAAGCUUAUAGUUGCAAAAAUUUAUUCCCCGAAUGUUACAGAAGCAAACAGAGCCAUAGGGAUAUUGGAAGAAUGCAUGUCGAAAGGUGGCGAAGAAUUUCAAAAGAAAACCAACAAAUUUGCCUUUCUUAAUGAGUUAAUAGCUUUAGUGCUUGACAAACGCGAUGGCCCACCCGCCCCUGUGGAAACAAAAAAACGUAUCAUGGAAUGUCUUAUGCUUUGGACAGCGGAACAUCCGGAUAAAACGAAAAUUCAAGAUGCAUACGAUAGCCUCAAAGGAAAGGUUAGUUUAGAUCACGGACCCUCAUCGGUGUCGGUAAAUACAACAUUCGGAAAUGGGGGUGUUAAAGAGCAGCGUUCCAGUAUAUUAGGCAAAGAUGAUUUGCUAGUAGCUAAACUUUUGAAGCAGGGCGGUGAGGAGAAUUAUAAAAAGGCCAACUUGCUAAUACAACACCGAUUUAAUGAGGAGGCCAGACGCACUGCAUUCAUAUGCCAUUUAAAAUCAGAACUGAAGAAAAUUGAAAGUACGAUGGAACUUUUGGAACAAAUGUUGGAUUCCUACGGCAAUGAUACACCGGGAGAGGAUAGUCGCGUGACAAUGAGUGAUUUGUAUAACACGUGUAAGGUACACAACGAACAAAUGGCCAGGUGGCCUGAUUAUUUAUCAGACUCCGAACCGGAUUUCUUAAAGGACGUGUUAAUAACGAAGGAUCUUCUAGUGAUGAUAUUACAAAGGUAUAGAAAGUUUGAAAUUGACUCCAAUCUUGAAACAGAAGCAAUAUGUCCAAAGGAUACACAUCUUGUAAAGCAAAAUACAAAUGUGACCGUACCCACGCCAAUAUCUUCAACAUCAGCGGUGACAUCAAAUACUGACAUUUUAUCCGACCUUUUGGGUGGUGAACUAAAUCCAUCAUCUUCCAGUCCAAAAACUAUUCAUGAUACCGAAACUAACCUAAAAGUUCAAAAGCCCUCAACUUUGGAUGAGUUAUCGGAAAUUUUUGGCAGUAUUGAGAAUAAACCCGAACAAACCAAAUUCCCAUCGGAUUUAAUGGGUGAUUUCUCUUUAUUGGAACCCAUAAAUGUAUUUGGCAACGAAACAAUCACCACAUCCGAAAAGACGGAGGGAUGCUCGGCGACGAAUGGUAAACUUGAAAUGACAAAGCAAGGGUUUAAGGAGCUGCGCGAGAUUGACAAACUAAGUGAGGAAAUAUUUAAAAAGAGUUUGCAAAACGAAAAGCGUCAGACAACAUUUAAAAAGGAACCAGAAAAGAUUACCUUAAAUGACUUAGCCAAGGAUAAGAAGCAAUCAUCGCUGAAGACCAUCAGCAGUAGCAAUGCUAAUAAAGCUUCAAUAGAACACUGUGAUGAGGAAGCGAAUUGCCUCCCUCAAGAAGCCUCUAGUUGUACUGAGCAAACUGUGCCAGAGAAUAAGGAAAAUCUGCCAGAACCAACAACGGAGAUCGUAACAGAAUGUACUCCCACAACAACGGUGGGCGAAAAUCAGAACGCCGCAAUAAACCAUAAGCCCCUUGCUGAAAUAACUAUUGACAUUGAUGAGCUUACUCCCAUAGCCGAAGGGCAGCGUAUGCUAAUGGACGACGAAGACAUACAGGUCUCGUUGAAUUUUACAGCCAAUCAACCAACCCCCCAUGUUUCUGUUAUUGUUAUGUCGGUCAUCAAUAAGUCACGCAUGCCUAUAGAGGACUUUCAAUUCGAAGCUAGUGUUAAAAAGCCUUGCAAAGUUCGUUUGUUGCCGCCCACGGACACUAAAUUGGCUCCCAGAAAACCAUUUCGUCCCUCUGAGCCCAUCAAUCAGGUCUUGUUGCUAAUGAACACCACAGAGAAACCCGUGGAUAUAACAUGCAUUGUUGGCUAUAGACUUGGUGACGAUCCGGAUCCUGUAAAAACGUCAAUUAUCGCCAAAGACAUUCCAUAUGUUUAGUUGAGAAACUUUUUAUCACGAAUGGUGUAUUAUAGGGAGCAAUACACCAUAAACCAUAUUUUAUUGUUUUUUUUUUUUUUAUUUAAUUAAGACUCCACGAGGAGUUUGUAUCGCUUUUUAGCCCUACUUAAAACUUGGCAUGCAAAAAGGGUAGUGUAUGCAUGUUUACCAGCAAAAGUAUUAAUGGCUUGAGCUUUGUUUAAAAAUUUCGCGUUUUCUUUUCCAUCACACCACUUAAAGUCAUUUUAUUUGAAUUGUUUAAUUUAUAAAAUUUUAAUUUAAUAAAAAGGGCCCUUAUCGUUCCUACAAUCAAAAUGGAAA
Molecule: messenger RNA, 2492 nt
Organism: Stomoxys calcitrans (stable fly)
Lineage: Eukaryota; Metazoa; Arthropoda; Insecta; Diptera; Muscidae
Gene: Gga
Product: ADP-ribosylation factor-binding protein GGA1
Exons: 6
Coding region: 90-2171 (693 amino acids)
Biological process (GO): intracellular protein transport; vesicle-mediated transport
Cellular component (GO): trans-Golgi network
Molecular function (GO): small GTPase binding; ubiquitin binding; phosphatidylinositol binding
Source: RefSeq, a predicted model, not a curated record